Molecule: messenger RNA, 9390 nt
Organism: Loxodonta africana (African savanna elephant)
Lineage: Eukaryota; Metazoa; Chordata; Mammalia; Proboscidea; Elephantidae
Gene: STRN4
Product: striatin 4
Exons: 18
Coding region: 5886-8210 (774 amino acids)
Cellular component (GO): dendrite
Molecular function (GO): armadillo repeat domain binding; protein phosphatase 2A binding; calmodulin binding
Source: RefSeq, a predicted model, not a curated record
CGGGGCCGGAGCCCCUGAGCUUGCCCGGGAUCCUGCACUUUAUCCAGCAUGAGUGGGCGCGCUUCGAAGCUGAGAAGGCCCGCUGGGAGGCCGAACGCGCCGAGUUGCAGUUGCUGUGGAGUCCAGCUCGUGGCAACCCCAUGUGUGUCAGUAGAACCGUGCUCCAUAGGGUUUUCAGUGGCUGAUUUUUCAGAAGUAGAUCACCAGGCCUUUCUUCUGAGGCGCCUCUGAGUGGACUACAGCCUUUUGGUUAGCAGCUGAGCGUGGUAACCAUUUGCACCACCCAUGGAUUCCUUUUGUUCUGUUACACACUAGUAAAAAUUCAAACAUCUCACAAGUGUACAUAUGAUUAAAAAGGGAAAGCCCCCCUUGCUCCUUCCUUCACCCCUUCCUUACUCUUCUCUCCAGCACUUCUCAACGGUUAUUUCUAUAAAAGUAGUUCAGUUGUAUGUGUGUAUUUAAUAUAUGAGAUAAUACUAUCUGUAUCACUUUGUGACUUUCCUCAUUUAAUGAUGUGUCAUGUUCCUUUCCUAUCCUCACACAGCUCUUCUUCAUUAUUUUUGAUAACUACAUAGUGUCCUGUUGUAUGUUUGUCCCACCGCUUAUUUAAUUUGACCCCUGUUGGUGGGUUUUUAGGUCGUUUCUGAUUUUUCCCUCUCAGAAAUGGCUGCCGUGAUUGUCCUUGUGUCCUGUGUGAAUAUAAAGUAGCCUAGAUGGGAGGAAGAGUAGAAUAGAUAUGCUGAUAAAGUGUGAAUUGGCUCUGCCAAGUUUGCCCCUCCAGUUUUCACUGUCAGCAGCACGACUUCUUACACCUCUUUACUAGAGCAUUUAUCACCUACAUAAGGUGGGCCUGCCAUGAGAGCCUUUAGGGCCUGGACUGUGUUGAGUUUUUCUGAUUCAGACUGAAGCUGAACAUAGCUGCUCCCGGCACAGGGCCUGCUGUGCAGCCAGGGCGCAGUAAGUGUGUGGAACGACAGAAGAGGCAGCGUCUCGUGAGGUCCUGCCAGGAGGCACCUGAAGUUUGGAGCAGAGAGGUGUUGUGGAUGUGGUCUGGUAAUAAGCAGGAAUUUGCUAGAAGGGGGGAUUCCGAGAAGUAGACCAUGUGGUUUCUGCCCUUUAGAAACUUCCAGGCUAACUGAGGAAGCUGGUUUGCUCAGGAGAACAAUACAAGUUUGUGCACAGUUGUGUUCUCGAUUAUGUGGCAUUUCUGGGAUGGGAAGAUUUUUGAGGACAGGAGGAACCUUUUGGGGCAUUUCCUGCAGGAGCAGAGACAGAGAUGCGACGAGCAACUGUGGUGCCAGCAGAGAAGGUGGAGCCAUCCCCCUGCCCGCUCCCAGCCUCAUGGGAGCUCUGCGGGACCCAGUGGGAAUUCAUCGUCACCAGGAGCCCCUGUAGCUUGGGACGGAGGCGUGUAGGAGCUACAGGGCUGGGCAGAAACGUUGGCAGCAGGGGGCUGGGGCAGAGGUAGAGAGAGGCCUCACUCCCCAGGGGCUGAGAUGCUGAGGUUCCUCAGGAAGUUCUCUAGGUGCUGCCUGGCUGAAGCGAAGGAACAGCCGGAGGAGAGGUGGCAGGAUGUGUCAGGAUGGCUCUGGGGGCGUGUGUGUGUCCUGCCAGUCUGGCCAGAAGGAGUGCUGUGGGCAGAUAGGGUGCGUUAGAGUACUUCUAGAUCCCUGCCUUACCUGCCAGCCCCUGCGGGGGCUUUCCCGGAUUAUCCAGGUCUGGGAGACUGGCCACCAACACUUCCCCUUUGGGUGGGAUCCCACUAGCAUGAGACACUUCAGCCACAUCUUUCUGGUUCUUUUUCCUCCGCUCUUGUCAGAGGAGCUGGGGAAGGGGCACAGGAGCAGAAUGGCCAGAGCCAGAUCCUCGUGUCAUAAUUAGCAGAAGGGAGGUAAGGACUUGAUCUGGCAGCGGGGAGAUGACAGGGGAGGCUGACAGAGCGUGAGGGCUGGGUGUGAUUCUCCACUCCACUUUCUUCCCCCACAGACAACUGGUCACUGGUUCUUAUCAAUGCCACCUCCUUAUUAUGGCAGAUCCACUCACCUCACUGCCUCUAUCCUCCAUCCUAGUCCUGGCUGCUCUCAUUUCUCCCUGGAAUUUCUGUGACCAAUCUCUCUGUCUUUAAUUGACCCCCCAGCCAUCAGUUCUCCAUGUUAUAGCUUGAAUUGCCUUUGUAACAUGCAAACCCAGUUACAUUUCUGUACCUAAAGCCCUUCCAUGGCUUCCCUGUGCUCUCAGGAUACACUUCCAACUCAUUUAACUGAUGCUGUGGUCCUUUGAUGGACCUGUGCACAUCACUCAUUUUCCUCACUAACUCUGAUCAGUGUGGCUGGACUAUUGAGGGUUCCUUUAGCUUGCCAGGAAAUCCUGGUGGUGUAAUGGUUAAGAGUUUGGCUCCUAACCAAAAGGUCAGCAGUUGGAAUCCAUGAGGCGCUCCUUGGAAACCCUAUGGGGCAGUUCUACUCUGUCCUUUAGAGUCACUAUGAGGGGGAAUGGACUCGACAGCAAGAGUUCGGUUUUUUGGUUUUUUGGCUUGCCAGGCACACUUUACUUCCCCUGGCUAACUCCUACCCAGCCUCAGUUCUCAGCUGAACUGUCACUUCCUUAACUCCAGAAGUGGGUGGGUGUCCCUCCUCCCAUAGCAUUCUUCGCUACCUCACUGUGGCCUCAUCACAUUGUAUGCGUCAUAUACUUUACUACUAAAUUCUUGAUUCAAGGUCUCAUGUCUAUAACCAAUGACUUCCUAGAGCAUGGAUUCUAGCUUUUGAUUGUGACAACUAUGUCUUAUGUCUUCCUAGGAUAUACUAGUUGUCACUGCUCAUGCCUGUCUUUUACACUGUGGUGGUAAGAACCAUGUAUCUCCUCCAUUAUUCUGCCAGUGCCUCCCAAAGUACCUGACAUGUGCUAGCAGUCUGUUAUGAAUUGAAUUGUAUCCCCCAAAAAUAUGUAUUGUAAAUCCUAAUCUCCAUACCUGUGGUUAUAGGGAGUGGGUUUUCUUUGUUAUGUUAAUGAGACAGUAUUAGUGUAGAAUAUGUCUUAAGUCAGUCUCUUUUGAGGUAUGAAAGAAAUUGAACAAGCAAGCAGGGAUGGGGGAAGAUAGACGCCACACCACAUGAAGAUCUCCAAGAAACAAGGACCUUUCCCCAGAACAGACAGGAGCCUUCCCCUGGAGCUGGCAUCCUGAAUUUGGACUUCUAGCCUCCUAAACUGUGAGAAAAUAAAUUUCUGUUUGUGACAGCCACCCACUUGUCGUAUUUUUUAUAGCAGCACUGGAUCACUAAGACAGUCGCUAUGUAGUGUUGAGCAUUGAACAAAUGUCGGCUCUCACAGGCGGUACCAGGGCUGGGAAGUAGAAGGAUCGCUCAUGGAGUCCCAGAAGGGCAGGGAGGACGGUGAGGAGAUCACCUGGGGCUUGUGCUUGGUGAUCUUCCUUUUCUUCUCCACCCCCUCCCCACCACAUAAAUGACUCAUAAGCAGAGUAGAUUUGGGUGACCAAGACACAAAGGACAAAAAUUCAGACUUCAGAGAUGUUGACCAUAUGUGAGUCCACCUCUCUGUUCUUAGAUAUUUAUGCUCGUAAAUAUUGAUUUUAGGAGCAGCCCUGAUGCAGUGGUUAAGCACUCAGCUGCUAACCCAAAGGUUAGUGGUUCAAGCCCACCAGCUGCUCCAUGGGAGAAAAGACCUGGCGAUCUGCUCCCAUAUCACAGUCUUGGAAACCCUAUGGGGCAGUUCUGCUCUGCCCUAUUGGGUUGCUAUAAGUUGGAAUCAACUCAGUGGCAACAGGCUUGGUUUUUUGGUUUAAAGUAUAAAAUGAAAAAGUGUUAAGAGGAAAAGAAAUCCCAUUAUCUCAGUGACAGGUGAAGUUUCUUUUACAUAGCACACCUGACAACAUGUAAUUGUGUAUUGUUUGUCCCAAUGUGUAAGUCCAUCCCAUUCGAAGCCGUGUCCUCAGUAUACGUGGUGUGGGGGAUUAGUAAAUAUUUGUGAAUAAAUAAAUGAAUGGAUGAUGCUUUUGUCAUGCUUUAAUGCACGUGUAUCUCUUUUUAUUUAUUCACAAGGAAACAUGCUAUUCAUACUACUCUGAACUUUGCUUUUUGCCACUUGAGAAUAUACUUUGGCAGUCUUUCUGUUUGGGCAUGCAGGUAGUCCCCAACUUACGAAGGGGUUCUCUUCCCAUGACUCUGCCGUAAGUCGGCUCUUACACCUCAUUUUUUUUGUUCAUUAUUAUUGCCUUUGUUUGCUUAUAAAUCUGGUCUUUAUUUGUCUUUGGGGGUUGACAUGAGAAUGAUAAAAUCAGUAAAUUAUGGCUGCAACAUCGUGUGUAGUACGUAUUACUAAGGACAAGAUGUGUAAAAAAAAAAGACGAUCAUAAGUGUAGGUUGUAACUCGAAUACAAUGUAAGUUUUAUAUGUGUAUGUGGUAUUUUUUAAAACGACUGUCUAGUUUUCCAUUCUAUAAGGAGAAAAAAUGGUUUAGCCAGCUCUCUAGUUAACCAGUCCCUUAAUGGGGCAUUUUAGGAGCCCAGGUGGUGCAGUGGUUAAGCACUUGGCUACUAACCCAGCAGAACGGUCGGUGGUUCGAACCCACCAGCUAUUCCGUGGGAGAAAGGCUUAGUGAUCUGUUCCCAUAAAGAGUACAGCCUUGGAAACCCUAUGGGCAGAAUCGACCCAACGGCAAUGGGUAAGGGAUAUUUAGUUGCUUCUAGUUUUCUUGCCAUUACAAACAAUGGUGCAUACAGUACAUACAGGUACAUACAGGUAGGCGUAGCAUUGCAGGCAUGCCCGGAGAAUAAAAUUCCUACAGGUGGAACUGCUGGGACAAAAGGAAUGUACACUUAACAUUUUUAUAGAUCUUGCCAGAUCGCCCUCAGGAAAGGUGGCGUCAGUUUAUGAGCCCUUCAAUAAUGUAUGGGUAUGUGUGUGCCAGUUUCCCCAGGCCCCGGCCACUGCGAAGUUACUCAGUCUGUGUUCAGUUCUCUGCUAACCUUGAGAGACAGACCUGGUUUCGCAGGCAUGGCAGUAGCGCUGUGGGCACAGGCCGUGCUGUGCUCCAGGGAGAGGGGGUGUGGAUGGGUCCGGGCCCUGUGAGCCCUGAGGAGAGGGAGAGCAGUGUGGGCAUGCAUCUGAGAAGGCUGCCUAGAGGAGAUGUCCGGAGCUAGACUUUGAGAAGGAGCCAAAACUAAACCAAACCCUUUGUUGUUGAGUUGAUUCCAACUUACAGCCACCCUAUAAAAAAAAAAAAUUUUUUUUCUAUAGGUGUAGUAAAAUUGCCCCAUGGGGUUUUCAAGGUGGUAAUCUUUACGAAAGCAGAGUGCCACAUCCUUCUACCUUGGAGCCACUGGUGGGUUUGAACCGCCAACCUUUCAGUUAGCAGCUGAGCUCUUAACCACUGUGCUACCUGGGCUCAUUUGAGAAGGAACAGGGGCUGGAAAAGAUGUCUGGGGCCAGAUUGGAGGCUUCCGGGAGAGCUGAUGAAGUUCUUCAGCAGGCAUGUGGAGCUUGGCCCUAGGAAGAUGGAGCUGCCCAAGGGGGCAGGAGGCCCGUAACCCACAGGUCUCCCUGCUUAAAUGGUCUCAAGUCUCAGAGAGAUCCUAGCUCCCCUACAGAACCAGGCCUGUUUUGAAGUUGUAGAAGAAUGGACGGGGAGAAUAUAAAUAAUAAGAGAGGUAGGAGCUAGCAUUAUUAGCCUUUAUUCUGUGCCAAGCCUUGGACCGAGAGGAACUUAACACCUGAAACCCUUAUAACAAGCCUAAGGGCUAGGUGUUUCGUGAGCCUCAUUUCCAAGAGGGGGACACGGAGGCCUGAGAUCAUGCAGCCAGGAAGUGGCUGAGCUGGGCCCCUGGGCUGGGAGACGGAGCCCUUGGGGAGAAGCCAGGAAUAAGCUGGAUGCCAAGGACUUUGGCAGAAGGGCCAUCUGGUUAUGGUCAGGGGCCAGGGUCCUGCCUAGAAGAUCGUUGGCCCAAUUUCUCCAAACAACCUGUUGUCAGACCAGGACAGACUGAGAUAGCCCAAGCCACCAGAUGGUGUGACAUGGUCGACAGGAGCCCUGGGUCCUGUCUGUGGCACGUCUCUCUCACUCCCUGGGCAGACUUCAGCGGGAUGGUGCUCGCACGAAGCUUUUGCAUUGGAGCAGGAGCUGAGCCGAGCCACCCACUCUUGUCCCUGAGCUCCAGAAGUAACUUCCUACGCUUCCCAGAGACAGAUGCUGUGGCUCAGGUGGCGUUCCUCCAGGGAGAAAGAAAAGGGCAAGAGAAUCUAAAGACAGACCUGGUGCGGCGGAUCAAGAUGCUGGAAUAUGCACUGAAGCAGGAAAGGGCCAAAUAUCAUAAACUCAAGUUCGGGACAGACCUGAACCAGGGGGAGAAGAGACCAGAUCUGUCAGAACAAGUCUCCAAUGGCCCUGUGGAAUCGGUCACCCUGGAAAACAGCCCGCUGGUGUGGAAGGAGGGGCGACAGCUUCUCCGACAGUACCUGGAAGAGGUGGGCUACACGGACACCAUCCUGGACAUGCGGUCAAAGCGUGUGCGCUCCCUGCUGGGCCGCUCACUGGAGCUCAACGGGGCCAUGGAGCCCAGCGAAGGGGGCCCAAGGGCCACGCCAGGCCCUGGGGUGCUUAGCGGGGGCGAGUCACUGCUGGUGCGGCAGAUCGAGGAGCAGAUCAAGAGGAAUGCAGCAGGCAAAGACGGCAAAGAGCGCUUGGGUGGCUCGGUGCUAGAGCAGAUCCCCUUCCUGCAGAACUGUGAGGACGAGGACAGCGACGAGGACGACGAGCUGGACAGUGUGCAGCACAAGAAGCAGCGUGUGAAGCUCCCCUCCAAGGCCCUGGUGCCUGAGAUGGAGGAUGAGGAUGAAGAGGACGACUCAGAGGACGCCAUCAAUGAGUUCGAUUUCUUGGGCUCUGGGGAGGAUGGGGAAGGGUCUCCAGACCCCCGGCGUUGCUCUGGAGAUGGGAACCAUCAUGAGCUGGAAAGCCGUCGGGUCAAACUCCAGGGAAUUUUGGCAGACCUUCGCGAUGUGGAUGGGCUGCCUCCCAAAGUGAUUGGCCCACCUCCUGGCACUCCCCAGCCCCGGCCGCACGAAGGUUCCUUUGGCUUCUCCUCAGACGUUUUCAUCAUGGACACUAUCGGGGGCGGGGAGGUGAGCCUGGGGGACUUGGCAGAUCUCACCGUCACCAAUGACAACGACCUCAGUUGUGAUCUGUCUGACAGCAAAGAUGCCUUCAAGAAGACAUGGAACCCCAAAUUCACCCUGCGCUCUCACUACGACGGCAUCCGCUCCCUGGCUUUCCACCACAGCCAGUCAGCUUUACUCACUGCUUCUGAGGAUGGCACGCUCAAGCUCUGGAACCUGCAGAAGGCAGUCACAGCCAAAAAGAACGCUGCGCUCGAUGUGGAACCUAUCCACGCCUUCCGCGCUCACAGGGGCCCUGUGCUGGCAGUAGCCAUGGGCAGCAACAGCGAAUACUGUUACAGUGGUGGGGCAGAUGCCCGCAUCCACAGCUGGAAGAUUCCAGACCUCAACAUGGACCCCUACGACGGUUACGACCCGAGUGUGCUGAGCCAUGUCCUGGAGGGCCAUGGGGAUGCUGUGUGGGGCUUGGCCUUCAGUCCCACCUUCCAGCGCCUGGCCUCUUGCUCUGCUGAUGGCACCGUCCGCAUCUGGGACCCCAGCAGCAGCAGCCCGACCUGCCUCUGUAACUUCCCCACAGCCAGUGAACAUGGGAUCCCCACCUCAGUGGCCUUCACCAGCACCGAGCCUGCCCACGUAGUGGCCUCCUUCCGCUCUGGCGACACCGUCCUCUAUGACCUGGAGGCUAGCAGUGCCCUCCUCACGCUGGAGUCCCGGGGGAGCAGUGGCCCAACCCAGAUCAACCAGGUGGUGAGUCACCCAAACCAGCCCCUCACCAUCACUGCCCACGAUGACAGAGGCAUCCGCUUCCUGGACAAUCGGACAGGGAAAUCUGUGCACUCCAUGGUCGCCCACCUGGAUGCCGUCACCUGCCUAGCCGUGGACCCCAAUGGUGUAUUCUUAAUGUCAGGAAGUCACGACUGCUCCCUGCGCCUGUGGAGUCUGGACAACAAGACAUGCGUGCAGGAGAUCACCGCCCACCGCAAGAAGCACGAGGAGGCUAUCCAUGCUGUGGCCUGCCACCCCAGCAAGGCCCUUAUCGCCAGUGCUGGUGCCGACGCCCUGGCCAAGGUCUUCGUAUGAUGCCUGCUGGGCCCCGCCCUGGCCGCCACACUGGCUGGGGAUCAGGGCUAGCAGGGCCUAGGUGAGGGGCUGCUGGACACGGAGCCUGAGUCCCUGGCUCAGGUGGCAGAAGUUCUCCUCCUCUCAGUGGUGCCCUCGCUCACCCCACCUAGCCCAGCAUUUCCUGUGGGCCCAGUCCCACGGGACACCCUAUGAGGAUUGCUGGGGUAGGCCAGGGUCUUAGAGGACGGGUGUGAGGCCUCAAAGGGCCCUGGAAGUCCAUGGUCCAGGCUCCCCACCCUUGUCUCCUGCAGGUGACUCCCAGCCUCCCACUGGAGGCUCAGAGGCCUAGCCUCUCCUUGCCUGCCUUGGAGCCUGGUGGUGCUAAGGUCUUUCCCCCGCCCAGGCCUCCUUCAGGACCCACCCUACCGAGGAUUGCCUCUGGGGAAUUUUCUUUUUGGCCCCGACCCCGACUCUGGUGUCUGAGCUGCCUUCUCGAGGGCAGCACAGCCAGGGCCCGGUAUCCUUGGGGAUCAGUUUUUCCAAGACACCAGAAGGUGCCAGGUGCCCCCUUGAGCCCCCACCUUCCCUUCCAUCCUCCCAGACCUGGGUGGGAGCUAUGCUGGGAGGAGGUCCUAGGAUCUUGCCCUCCUCUGGGCCAUCUGCAAGCCCAGAGCCAGGGACUACAGGCUUCCCCAUAGUAGGAGCUGGGGCCGGGCCCCCUUGUGGACCCCAUCACUCCCCCAUCCCCUCAGUUCACUCAGCACUGCUCUGCAGACACUAACCAGCACCACCAGGGCCAGUAACUGCCUGAGGGGGGACGCCCUACCUCCCCAAUACUCCUCCAAGGGCAGCCCCCCAGCCCCUACCCAUGGGUCACCCAUGGAAAGAGUUAGCCUUCUCUUGCCCCUGCCAGGGGCGUGGAGGAUGGAGUGGGGGCCAGAGGCCCGUGACUCCCUGUAUAUCUGUAUAAAUAAUGGGAUUUUAAUGGAGCCCCACAUGGUUGUUAUCACUGUGUGAUAGUCUUUGUCAGUCUCCUCUCCUGCCCCCUACUCUGCUCCUCUAUUUAUUUCACUCUCUUCGUUUGGGUCCCACCCAUCCCCUUCAGUCCCCCUUCCAGGUUCCUGUUUAUAAGCCCCUCCCCUCUCGCCCUGGACUUGUACGUGAAAACUUGUCUCAGUAAACCCUUUGGAGUAAGACA